AUGUCCGACCCGGUACUUUUCGAAGACACCUUCACAAUCACCACCAUCAACUCCCAGAAAUAUGACCGUGUUUCGCGUCUGAGCUGCAACUCCACUGAUACCCUCUCGCACUUCACCCUCGAUGUCAACUCCGAGCUUUACCCUUGCGUCGUUGGCGAGUCUGUGAACAUGGCUCUGGCCUCGACGCUUUCUCUGGAUGGCAAGGAUGACUCCGGAUCGAAGGGCUGGAGAGAGGUUGGAAUGGGCGAGCAGACCUUGGCCAACGACUACGAUUAUGUCUGCCACGGCAAGGUUUACCGCUUCGAGGAGGGUUCGAGUCAGGGUAACAUGGCCGUUUUCAUCUCUUUCGGUGGACUUUUGCUUUACCUCGAAGGUCCUUACAAGAAGUUGGCCCCCUUGAGGAUCGACUACGUGUAUCUGCUCCUGAAGAAAUAG
This is a messenger RNA of Aspergillus niger, 435 nucleotides long. RefSeq lists its product as uncharacterized. The coding region runs from base 1 to 435 and encodes 144 amino acids. The record is from RefSeq and is a predicted model, not a curated record. Gene Ontology annotation, cellular component: RNA polymerase I complex; RNA polymerase II, core complex; RNA polymerase III complex. The transcript is spliced from 2 exons. NCBI's taxonomy places the organism in Eukaryota, Fungi, Ascomycota, Eurotiomycetes, Eurotiales, Aspergillaceae. Gene Ontology annotation, biological process: DNA-templated transcription. Gene Ontology annotation, molecular function: DNA-directed RNA polymerase activity.